CCGAUGACUACUACUGACAACUGACGCUUUGCAGUCAGUCAGUAGUGACUCUUGACGCUCUUGACACAGGGGCAAGAGGGGACACAACAUGACAACAAAGUUUACUAUUUCUAUAAAGUAAACUAGAAAGGUUUUUUUUUUUUGUUUCUAUCCCAAACAGAGUAGCAAUUUUGGAGAUAAAUAUAAAAAGUUGCUUCAAAAUUUUUUAAUGACCUUUCAGCAAUGGCGCAAUCCAAUCUGGGCCCCCAAGAUUUCAUCAAGGAUGCUUUUACACCCCAAAUUGCUGUUAUGUGCACACAAGCAGUACGCAAAUGUUGCGAAAAGAAUCACUUGGAUUUUACAGAACUUCUACAACCAUUUUCUAAACUCACAAACGAUGUAAGCUAUAAAGAUUCAACUGGUAUCGUAACAACAGUAAAAAAUUUGAAACUAGCAUUCUUUGAUGUCAAAUCAAGACCACCUCAAACAACAUUGGCAAGAAAAUUAUUGAACUCAUCAGUUGGAGAAGCACCUAAGCCUAGAAUGAAAAUAUAUGAAACCAAGAAUUACCAAUUUGAAAUCCCCCAGUCUACUCCCUGGUUUGAAAGCUGGAAAGAAACCUUUUUGAAAGUGCAAUACCCAUCAGAUCAUGAAUUCACAAAACAUUUCUUAGGCUGUUUGUUGGUUGUGUCCUCUACUGAUGAUCAUCCAGUGGAAGCAAUGAUUCAAUUAACCCAAAAUUUAAAUGAUUUACAAAAUGUAAUUGAUCCUGGAAAAUUGCCAAAAUGGUUUAAUUCAGAUGUAUUCAAGUAUUAUAUUAUUCUACACGAUAAUGUUGAAGGCGAGAUAUCAGUAGCAACCAGUGCUUUUGAAUCUCUAAAAACAUCUUAUGGAGCUCCAAAUUGUUUCUUGUUGAAAAUGAAUUCUCGCACUCCAGGACAAAAUAAUCAAGAACAUUUGGCAGAUCCUUGGUGUCAAUUUUUAAACAAUAAAAUUGAUAUUGAAUGUUAUCAAACCAGUUCUGAUGAUUCCCCAGAUCUGAGACAGCAUUCAUUAGAAGUAGGACAAGAAGCUAAUGAACUUAAAAAUACCAAUUACCAUCCUUUGAGUCCAGAACUUGAGUACAAUAUGAAUGAUUUAGACAUGGAAAAAGAUGAGUCUGCAUUCAAAAGUGUAGAAAAAUGGAGCCAUGGUGUUUGUCUGUCUGUAGAUGAUAUCGAACAAAUCAAAGCAAUGAUAUAUGAAUUAACAAAAUUGUGUUUGAUACCCUAUUUAGAAAAACAAUUGGCGAUACUUAAUGAUUGUGUUGCAAAUAAAAAGGGAAUGAGCAAAUCAUUGUUAAGUGCUACAAAACGUUGGUUUACUGCUAAUAAACCAACUGCAAGUACAACCUCAGUUAAUAAUUUAAUUUAUCCACUAGAUUCUCCAGAACUUCAAAUAAGAAAACUAGCAGAUCUAUAUUUCAUGUUUGGAAAUUACUCUGCGGCAUUCCAAGCUUAUCACUCGGCCAAAAGGGAUUAUAAUGCUGAUCAAGCUUGGUUGUACUAUGCUGGUGCACUAGAAAUGGCAUCAUUAGCUGCGUUUAUGGCUAAUGAAUCUUCUAGAAAGACUUAUGAUUAUAUGGAAGAAGGCAUUACAACUUAUUUAGUUACCUGCAAAUUACCUCAGUUUGCGACAAGAGCAACUAUACUAAGUUUCGAGUGUCUCAAAUUUAAACAGCUCUAUGGAGAAACUGCUCACCAGUUAAUAAGAAUGACAAGUGAGGAUUCUGAUUUACGAUCUGCGCUUCUAUUGGAACAAGCCUCUUAUUGUUUUUUACAAUCAAAUAUGUUCAGAAAAUAUGCAUUUCAUAUGGUGCUUGCUGGUCACAGAUUUUUUAAGGCUGCCCAGAAAAAACAUUCUUUGAGGUGCUACAAACAAGCAUAUCAAAUAUAUGAAAACACUGGAUGGGCUUUGGCAGCUGAUCACAUUCAUUACACAAUUGGACGAUUAGCAAAUAACCUUCAAAAAUUCGAUGAGGCUGUUAUCUCAUUUGCGAAAUUAUUGACUGGAGAAAGUAAACAGUCAGCAUCGCAACAAGGGACAUUUUUAAAAGAAUAUCUUACAAUUUUAGAGGUAAAGUUAAAAAUGGACGAUUCUAAAGAUAUGCCUAUUCUCCCAGUACCAGAAGUAAAUAAUUCCUUGAUAAAAGUUCUUGUUGGUCCAACAAAACCUUUAUCAACUCCUGGAAAAGUACCUGCAGAAGGCAUACAUUUCAAUAGUUCUAAAGAUUCGAAUUCGGAAUCUAGAUGGCAUAAGCUAGAGGAAAUGCUUUUGUUAGAGGAACCUGGGAAUGUACCGCUUAUAUUUAAGCCAAUGGCUACUUUGUACUCUGCAACUGCGAUGAACGCUAACACUCCUCUAGCCAUUAUUAAUGAACCAAUUCAAGUUUCUGUUCAGUUAUCCAACCCACUUCAGACAAUAUUGCAACUUAAGAAUCUGUAUUUGCUAUGGAACUAUAGAAAUGAUGACGAAAGAGUUUCGAAUCUAGAGAUUAAUGAAAAUUCUGAUAAAUAUAUAAAAACCUAUGUUACCAAGUCAAUAAUUAUUCAAGGAGGUUCCAUGCAAGACUUGAUUUUAAAUUUAACUCCAUUGGUAACUGGCGAUGUUACUAUUACUGGCUUAUGCUAUACUUUGAUGGAUUCUAACAAUAAUGCUGAUUCUAUUUCUAUUAAAGGAAAAAAGGAAUUCAAUGUUUCUAGUAAUAGUAGUCUCAUAAAGCAUAUAAAUUUGAAAGUAGUACCUUAUGCUCCAUGUCUACAGAUGAUUUUUUCUGACAUAAAUUUGGAAUUUCUAUCGGGAGAAUUGCAAAGAGUGUCUGUAGACCUUCAAAAUACUGGCUCUGUUCCUCUGAAAAACAUUAUGAUAGCAACUUCUGUGCCUCAUUUAUUAAGCAAUUGUGAGCUUAAGCCUAAUGUAAAAGAGUAUACUGUAAGUGAUGGAGAUAGUAUUCAGAUAAAAGAUAAAUUAGCCAGAAAAAAUCAUAUAACAACUAUACCACUCCCAGACAAUAUACUAGAAAGUGGUCAAACGAUUUCGUUUCAUAUCUGGAUAAAAGCACCAUCGGAUAAAGGACCCUCUAUUGUUGAUUUACUUACUUAUUACGAAAAUAUUGAUAGCAAAAGUGUGCCUAGAUACAGACUGAUAAGGCACUCAUGGAAUUUAUCUGUACAAGAGUCAAUUUCCGUAGAAGUUUCAACUCAAACCAGUUAUAAUUCAAGUGUGGCCGAAAAUCUAGCACUUGCGCUGAAAACAACCAACCUCAACAGAAUUCACAAUACAAUAUCAACCGAAAUAACUUUACUUAAUAUUGCUCUAGUUAGCAACAACUGGAUUUUAACCAAAGAUAUUGUGACACCAAAAUAUAUUAAUUUAAAUUCUCAAGAAUCGGCACAUAUUUUAAUCAAAGCAAAAAGAAAAGUUCACCAAGACAAUCAAUACUCUAGUAUACCACUGAGCUCUGAUAAAGCCGAAUUACCACACUUACCAACAGCUCUUCGUGUGUUUGCAAGAAAAAGUCAUGAAACUUUGUUAAACUCCUUCCAGAAUAAUUUCAAAUAUAAAACAAGAGAUGGAACUUUAAUUUUAGAGUGGAAAGCUUUAGUUUCUGAUGGAUCUGAGAGAAGAAUUGUCCAUGGUCAAACUUGUGUUCCAGUAGAAAUUAUUAGAGGAGAACAACAAUUAGAUGCGCUAAUAUCUGAUACAGUUAUAGAUUUAAAUAGUUCUUUAACUGAAGAAGACCGUAGCAUUGAAAAUGCCAAAAAACAAGUUACUUAUAACUUGCUUUAUCCUCCAGUGGUUACGCAUAAUUUCAAAAAUAGAAGUACUUGUGUGGUUCCAGUUACUCUAGUAUUACAUAGCAUUAUUGAGAAUGAUAUCAUCAUCAUGAUUAAUACGAUUGAUCCUAGUUUGAAAACCGACACCAACGUAAAUAGAUUGAAUAAAUCGAACUUAUCUAAUUCGCAAGCGGCAAGUAAUUUUUCCUGGGUAUCGAGCGGAAAAAUAAUUCGCACUCUUCGGCCAUUGACCACAUCCUCUGUAAAGCUUUCUGUGAUAGUGGUUAGCCCUGGCACAUUUGACUUGGGAGCUAAUUUAGGUAUAUAUUGCAGUGCUUUGGGGGCGGACCAUAUUCCAGUUUUACAAUUAUAUGAAGUUCCUUCAUCGUUAAUUGUCGUUGAUAGUUACAGUUAGCACUGUCGAAUCUCUUCUUCAGAGCCUUUGUCAAACCUUUAGUAACUACAAUUCUUUUUUUUUAUUAAGAAAGUUUAUAUUGUUAAUUUAUAUAAAAGUAAUGUUUUUUUUUGAGUUUCUGUUAUCGUACAGCUUUAUAUUAAUAUGCUUUUUUUAUUAUACAUAUAAUUUUUCUAUGAUAUCCAAAAAUUAUCUAAUUAAGAACAAGAAAACGAACUAGAACGUUAAAGGCCCCAUACACUACGAUGAAACACGACGGUUUUCAUCGCCACGAUGAAACACAUCGUUCCAAAACCGAAGUGUGUGGUAAAAAACCGUCGUGUUUUUCUACCACACACUCCGGUUUUGGAACGACGUGUUUCAUCGCGGCGAUGAAAGCCGUCGUGUUUAAUCGUAGUGUAUGGGGCCCUUUACGCAUGUAAAAUAUUGUUACAAAUAAUUAAGAUACUGUUGUUUUAAUAAUUUUUAUUAAAAAAUUAAAUAGCAAAACCGAAAUAGUUUUUUUACAUCCUCAUCCUAAGCUCUUAAAAAUAUAUUUCCAGUGGUAAAUAAUAGAACGAUGUUGGACCUAAUUUUCAUGUUCCUUUAUCAGAAUGAACUCCACUUUCAAAAAACGCUUUAACUUUGCUGGCUGCUUUUGUUGGCAAUAGCCUAAAAGGAAGAAAAAAAUGAAUAAGCGUGUAUCUACAGUGUGUCCCGCUUAAGGACUGACCACCCUUCUAAAAUUUUUAUUUUUCAACCGAUUCAAUUUUUUUUUUUUUUUUGUCUUAUAGCUACUCGUAUUUGGCACUUAUUAGGCUCAUACUUUUAUUUCUCCGGCUGUACUGGUGUACAGGGUGUCCACAUUUAUAGGCUCAAAUUUCAAUAAGUAGGUACUAUUAGGGAUUUUUUCAGAAAAAAUCUGAAAGCAGAUUCUUGGCAGAUUGGCCUAAAACCCCAGUGUACUGAUUUUCCUUUCAAUAUGAUAUAGGGUGAUCAUAACAAAUUUUCAAAAUUUAAUGGAACCAAACCGAAAAAAUGUCAUUUUUUGAGGCCCCGAGAACAACAAAACUUGAUACAACAUAAUUUUAGAACAUCCUUAACCAAAACUUGUGGUAAGCUUGUCUCUUAAUACAUUUUUGUGGUUUGAUUCAUUAAAUUUGUAAAAUUUGUUGUUAUCGCCCUGUAUCGUAUUGAAACAAAAAUUAGUACAUUUGGGUUUUAGACUAUUCUAAACAAGAAUCUGCUAUCAGAUUUUUUCUAAAAAAAUCUCUAAUAGUACUUAUUGGAAUUUGAGCCUAUAAAUGUGGACACCCUGUACACCAGUACAGCCGCAGAAAUAAAAUUAUGAGCCAAAUAAGUGCCAAAUUCGAGUAGCUAUAAGACAAAAAAAAAAUGAAUUGAAUCGGUUGAAAAAUAAAAAUUUUAGAAGGGUGGUCAGUCCUUAAGCGGGACACACUGUACAGGGUGGUUGAUUUUCGAUAGUUUGAUAGGGUACAGCCAAAAUGGCCGAAGAUACUGAGAAACUGAUAUACGCUUCCCGUCCUAAAUGGCGAAAACAACAAAAAACACUUUUUUCUACAAACGUUACUACAAGUGUCAUUUUUAACGGAAGCUGUCAGUGUCUUAGAUGCCAUUUUAUGACACUGGUGUUAAAAGUGAUUACUUUUAGUACCUACUGAGUGCUAACAAAAAUUUUGGAUGCUUUUUUGAAGGAUAAAUUUCGAAAAAGAAAAAUUCCGGAAUUUUCCUUCCGGACUAAUUUCAAAAAAAAAAUCUGAAAUUUUUCUUUUCUCGAAAUUUUCCCUUCAAUUUUUUUUUUAAAUUUUUUCCGAAAUAAAAUUUUAAUUUUUUUUUUUUUUCCUGGAAGAAAAUUCCAGAAUUUUGUUUUUCCAAAAUUUUUUUUUCAAAGGAAAUUCCAGAAUUUUUUUGAAAGUUUUAGAAAUUAAUUUGUCAUUUUUCCUUCAAAAAAGCAUCCAGAUUUUUUUUAAAUAAAUUAAAUUAAAUUUCAGCUCUUUUCCCUGAAAGAAAUAUUGCAAUUUUUUUUUAUUUUUUGAAAAAGAAUUUUUUUUAUUUUUUGUAAGAAAAUUCCAGAAUUUUUCAUGUUUUGAAAAAAAAAAUCCAGAUUUUUUUUUUGAAAUUUGUCAUUUUUCUUUCAAAAAUGCAUCCAGAUUUUUUUUUUUAAAGUUUCCAAAAAUUCAAUCCCAGAUUUUUUUUUUGUUUCUAAUUUUUCCCUGAAAUAGUUAUUUAUGCAACAAGUGUGUAAAAUGUGAUUGUCGAACUCGCCUUCGGCUCGUACGUCAUAAUUCACAUUCGUGAAAAAAGGUGCUAUACGCACGUAUUGCAUACAAACAUUUUUCUACUACCAAUCAAAUAUGUGUACAAAAAUAAAUUUAGACAAAAACAUACUUUACGCACUAGUGCGGAAAAUAUUUCCACUUUACGCACUGGAGCGUGAAGUAAUUUACCAGAAAAAUACUAAAUUGACAGUGUCCGACAUUUGUCAUUGACAUUACUUCACGCACUAGUGUGUGAAGUGAAUUACUUUACACACUUGUGCGUGAAGUGAAAUUUUACGUAUUCUGAAUAGUUUGUAAAGUGAGUACUUUACGCACGGUAGUAGAAAAAAGUGUUUUUUGUUGCUUUCGCCAUUUAGACUAAAACAAAAUAUCAUGUGUUAUGUAUCGUUGAACUCGCAAUUUUUUUCUCAAAAUACUGAACCAAUAAGAUACAGGGUGUUCCAUUUGAAAAAUCUUUGUUUUUUCCAAUAUCUCAGAAGAUAAAGCUCCCAUAUUUUUUCUAAGUACGCCACUGGAUUCUACGUGAAAAAAGACUUAUUUUUCCUUUUUGCACUUUUUCUAUAUCUCCGUAGGGUAAGAAGUUAUAGAGGAUUAUAAAAAACAGCUGAUUUUGAAAAACACCCUGUACCUCGCAAACCAAACUUGUUCGCCAAGAUCUGACUACACCAUCAAAUGACACACUAAAAAAGAGGACGGGAAGCGUAUAUCAGUUUCUCAGUAUCUUCGGCCAUUUUGGCUGUACCCUAUCAAACUAUCGAAAAUCAACCACUAUACCGGGUGACUACGAGAUUACCAAGCUCUAUUUUAGACAUGGAAAUCGAUAUCAAUUGGAAAUUUUGAGGAUGUACAUACAUAUAAUAUUGAUAUCGAUCGAUGCACAAUUUCACCAUAAAAACAAUUGACUGUCACUUCCGGUUUGACCAGAAGUGCCCUCAACAACUAAGAUUGUCCGCUAUAUCAUUAAAUUUCUGGAUUCUACGAAAAAUUCUCAGCAUAUUUCAUGCAUAGGUAUCUUAUAGGUUACUUUAGCAAUUUUCGAGAAUUUAGUUUUGACAGAAAACAAUUGAAGCUAGGCUCAAAGCAAUACGAUAUUUUCAACUUUUAGAGGCGCUAAACAGUCCUACCACAAAAAUAAUUUCACUUCCGGUUGACAUUUUCAGUCGCGAUUUUCUCGAAAGCUGUUGAAGUUAGGUAUAGGAUAUCAUGCAUUAAUAUGCUUAGAAUUUUUCGUAAAAUCCAAAAUUGUGAUAAUAUAGCGAACAAUCCAUUUGCAAUCAAGAAGUUGAAGGCACUUCCACAGUCAAUUGUUUUUAUGGUGAAAUUGUGGAAAUUUCAAAUUGAUAUCGAUUUCCAUGUCUAAGAUAGAGCUUGGUAAGUAAUCCCGUGCUCACCCGUAUACAUAGAUAUAGGUAUUUAACAUUUUAAAAAUAGAUACAUAAAGGUUCCAAUAUAAAAAUAUACGCUAUGGAUUAUCUGAGAAUAGUUACUGAUACAGUGAUAAGAAAUUAAUUUUACAUCUCAAUGAUGACUGGAGUAGCAAUGCUCAAUUUUUUUCUGAUUUGAACUCUUAGGUACCUAUCUUCGAAUUACUGUUGCAUGCAUUCUUUUCUUAUGUGGGACACCCUGUAUCUGCAGGAUUGUAUUAAGUUAGGAAACGGUCUCAUAUUCCAGAGGCAUCUUCCAGUGGCCUAACUUCAAAUCCGGGGUCCCCCCGCAAGGAUUUUCCCGGGGCCCAUCUCUUAUGUAUAUAUUUUUUUUUCCAUCUCAUUUUUCUUUUUACAGGGUGUCCGUUUUAAGUGAUACCCCUAUUGCUAUCUCCAAACCGGUAAGAGGGACUAGGUCGGUCAAAUUAGAUAAAAGUGGCACAUUUUAGUAUCCAUUGAAGGUAAGUGCACAGGGUUGCCAAGUUUUUGUUCGUUUCCGAGAUAUAAGGGAAAAUGUAGAAAAAAUUAAAACCUAUUUAAUGAAUAUUUUAAAAUCUAUCAACUUUAGAAAAAAGUGUUCAUACAAAAGAUUCAAGAUUCUACAAAAUGAUGUCAUUGUUAUCUUCACACGGCUUUUAGUUGUGUUUACAUUUUCCUUUAUAUCUCGGAAAAGAACAAAAAAUUGGCAACCCUGGGAACUUACCUCCAAUGGAUACAAAAAUCUGCCACUUUUGUUUAAUCCGACCCCGUAGCUCUUACCGUUUCGAAGAUAGCAAUAGUACUAGUAGUACCUAUAUCACUUAAAACGGCCACAGUUGAUUUUGCAUCUGUGAGUAUGUCUAAACAUUUCUCUCUGAGAUCUCUUACAUAGGUUAGACAUACUUUUUCAAUGGUUGGUAUGUAUUACAAAGUUCAUUGGUCAGGUUUAAGUAUUUUAUUUUAGUUUAGUAAUCACCAGAGCAAAUUUCAUUGGUUCAAAACAGUCAGAAAACUAUAGUUUCAACCAAUGAAAUUCACUCUUCACUCUGACUGGUUUUGUGAUUUCUGCAGAAAAAGACCUAAUAUUCUAGUAUCUACAUUAUUUUAGCUAAUAUCCGGCUGUUAUAUUAUUUGAUGAAUAAUGACAAAUUACAUAAAAGUCAGUUAAAUACAAAAUAAUUCCCUAGGGCGUUAUGCUAGAAAAUAACGCCCUAAGGCAUUAUGACUAUUUUAGUAACCUACAUUAUGAAGUUAUGACUUUUUUCCAGGUAAAUGCUAGACCUUGAUUUCUUUUAAAUUAAUUUAUUCAAAAUUUUCUCAUAUAAAAAAUAAUUAGUCGGACAUUAAGCGUUGAAGACAUCAGAAGCUAGACAUACUUUUUUAAUGGUUGGUAUGUAUUAUGAGGUUCAUAGGUUAGGUUUAGGUAUUUUCUUUUAGUUUAGUAAUAUUCUUGUCGCCAGUUUAGUACUUUCUUGUUGCCUGGCCUGGGGCCCUGCGGAGCCCCCAAGAUCACGAGGCCCCCCCGCAACUGCGGGCCCUUAGUUACGCCACUGGCAUCUUCAGAUUUAAUAAAUGUCAAGAUUCAAAACGGAAAUGGAUUUUAAAUGGAUCGAUACCUCAUUUAGCAUGAUCGACAAAAGUUUCAAAAAUAGUGUUAUCUAUAAUAAUUUCAGUUAUCGACACAAAGCACAUUAUAAAAUUAUUAAAUGACCCAAAAGAGGACCAUCCCACAACAAAACUACAUAAGUGAUUAUUUAAUGGGUAGCUGGAACUAUUCAGAAGAAUCUGUAUUUUUAAAUGCAAUUUUAAAAUGUUUUUGGGUGAUGUGAUUAAGUGCGCCUCUAUUUAAAAAAUAAUUUAAUUUAGUUAACUUUUUGAAGUGAAUACUUCUUUGGCCGCAUGAGAGUGAUUUUUCAAGGUCGCGUCACGACACGAUUUAUAAAAUUUUCGUCUCGCAAGUGAGAUGAAGCAUAUGAAGAAUAUGAGGGAGAGAGAGAGAAAGAGAUCGAUAAAUAAGUAUUCACUUCUAUCACGUGUACUGUGCUGCACGCGACUUUUUUUUGUACCCUAUCACUACAAUGAAAAAUUUUACAAGAUCUCUAAAGAUUACAAGACCGCAUCCCUGCCAAACUACAAUUCUAAUGUUAUAUCUAACCUACCUUGUAACAUAAUUCACUGUCAAUAAAAACCGGGGAAUCGUACAUUCAAGAAUCCCAGUUCUUUGUGCAUGCAUUAUUUGUGCUGCCACGUAUUUAGGUUCUAAAAGAUUCAAAGCAUUCUCGAAUCUGACAAAAGGUUUUUUGCAAAGUCCUGUAUCAACCAUAUAGGGGCAUACACUAGUUAGUUUAACAUUAUUGUAAGGGUUCCAAUUCAAUUCGUCCAUCAACGAUUCCAUUAAUCCUCUCACAGCAAACUUUGAUGCGCAAUAUGGAACCAAAUUUGGUAAUCCAGCUAUUCCAGCUACCGAUGAUAGUGCUACAAUAUGGCCGUGAUUAUUUUUCUUCAUGGCUGGCAGAAAAGCUUCAAUGGU
Molecule: messenger RNA, 10421 nt
Organism: Ceutorhynchus assimilis (cabbage seed weevil)
Lineage: Eukaryota; Metazoa; Arthropoda; Insecta; Coleoptera; Curculionidae
Source: the annotation of a GenBank genome assembly